ACUCUGUCGGUGCCAGUGGCUGCCCCUUGCAGGGUCAGUCCGGAAACAGUGGUUGCGAGGAUGGAAAGGAAAAAGUAAACGCGGGAGCCCGGUGCAUGAUUCUAGGGCGUUCACGAGGAAGGAUUGAUUGGCGCCCGGAUGGCCCGAGCCAGGCAGAAUGCUGCGACGCUUCAACUACUUUUCUGCAGCCAGCUUGCAUCACUGCCAGUAUCACUGCCUGGUGCCGAACUAUCAAUCGCCAAGGUAGCUGGCAAUGCCUCGGCGCGGAGCCUACGCUCGCACCGGAUGCAGACUGGUAUGAUUGUGCGUCUACUCUGUAGUCCGUCGCUGCAUGCAACGAUGACGGCGGUAGCCUCCCUUGUUGACCCUUUCAUUCUAAUCUAGCAUGUGUCUGUCACCUCCCGCCUUUGAUUGGCCGGCCGCGUCCCUGCGGGAAAACUCUUGCAGGACCCUGCGAGUCCCGGCCGGACUGGCCU
Emericellopsis atlantica is the source of this 476-nucleotide messenger RNA. RefSeq lists its product as uncharacterized. NCBI's taxonomy places the organism in Eukaryota, Fungi, Ascomycota, Sordariomycetes, Hypocreales, Bionectriaceae. The record is from RefSeq and is a predicted model, not a curated record. Bases 139 to 384 code for a protein of 81 amino acids. The transcript has a single exon.